Messenger RNA from Doryrhamphus excisus (bluestripe pipefish), 1489 nucleotides. It is a transcript of the gene pheta2, whose product is annotated as PH domain containing endocytic trafficking adaptor 2. The record is from RefSeq and is a predicted model, not a curated record. Gene Ontology annotation, cellular component: trans-Golgi network; recycling endosome; early endosome. NCBI's taxonomy places the organism in Eukaryota, Metazoa, Chordata, Actinopteri, Syngnathiformes, Syngnathidae. Gene Ontology annotation, biological process: retrograde transport, endosome to Golgi; endosome organization; receptor recycling.
UUUUUUUUUUUUUUGGAGAGCGUGGGUGCCAUCGAUCAGCCCCAGUAGAGAGGACACAAUGUCUCUGGCUUUUGUUACCAGGAAGUGGGUCGAGUUAUUUAUAUUUCAACACUCGUCCUGCGGCACCCCGGGGACCGGCGCAGGAAGCAACCUGAAACUUUAAAUUCAAACAUGGUGCGGGUUUUAGACGGGAGUGUGCGUUUCACAGCGAGGGACGAAGGGGAGCGUGGAAAUGAUGGAAGGAAUGUAAAGUGUUUUAAUGAAGGUGUGGAAGAGACCGGCGCUGGCAGAGGUGAGUUAGCAAAUGCUAAGCGGGUCACGACCUCCGAGGGGAACCAAAAACUUGUGAAAAAGUCACCUUUAGUCCCUUAAGUUCCGGAGUUAUUCUGUGGUAAGGGUAUUAUUUAGAUUUUUUUUUUUUGCUCUAUAGAAGUGAGUCCUUCCAAAAUAAAAGCACCUCAUAUUCUUUCAGCAUGAUGAAGAUCCACAAGAAGAUUGUGAGUCACUACCUGUCAUGCACCUCCCCCGUCGACAAAGAAGGCUAUCUCUUAAAAAAGAAGACCAGAAACGACACCUACCAGCGACGCUGGCUGGUCCUGAAGGCCAACCUGCUCUUCUACCAGGAGCGGCCCGCCGACCGCCACCUGCUGGGGGUCAUCGUGGUGGAGGGCUGCGCCGUGCGGCGAUGCGUCUCGGACGGUCGCUUCGCCUUCUGUUUGCUCUUCCAGGGCCCCGGGCUGAAGAGCUACACGUUUGCGGCGGGCGACGAGGACACGGUGGAGAGCUGGGUGAGGGCGUUGCUGUCGGCCAGCCACCGUUAUCUCUCGCUGAUGCUCCGGGACCUGCACAGGCAGUAUGAAGAAGCCAAACAUCAGCAGGUUUCCAGUGAGUCUCCGGCCGGCACCCUGAACCAGAACCCGGUCCAGCACAGGUGGCUACCGGCAACGCCAGUCAAUCCCGAAUGCAGGAGCCCCGGCUUCUCAACAGCCACUAAAAAGUCCCCCAAACUGUGGGCCAGGAGAAACGCCCACAUCACGCCCCUCAACUGGCCGCCGGCGCCCCAGUACGGCGAGUGGCCUUUGCUCGCUUCCGGUCCGCCGGACGACUUCAGCCGACUGCACGACCACUACGGCCAAGAGGUGGCGAAGGUUCGAGAAGAAUGGCUGAAGACUCGGCAGGUGGCUUCGGAGGAACGUGACGAAGGAGAUCUUAUCGAGCUGGAGUGAAGGAAACAGGAAGCGAGUUGAAAAAAAAAACGGAACUUGACAUUUGGCCUUUGCUGGCAGCUCUGAUGAUAACAACAACAUGCUAAAAAAUAAAUAAAUAAAUGAAAUAAAAUAACAACAACAUGCUAACAACUAUGCUAACAAUGCUAACAAUCUAGGACUGGGUGUGCUAACUUUUUCCAGCAAGGACCGCAUACAGAAAUAUUGCAAAUGUUUUAUAGCUAUAUUUUGUUUAAUUUUGUACAUUAAAGAUGCUAAGCUAG